GGUAUGUUGUUUUUAUUUUUUCGAUUGUUCAUCACAAUUUGUUGAUAAAUUAAAAAGAGAUUCUUCUUGUCUUUCAACACAUAUAUUGUUAUUCACAGGCCACUUCAGGCGUUAGUGAUAACUGAAAAUCAUAUUAGUCAUAACAUAUUGCCUUCUUUCGUCAAGCUGUCAGAAGCUGAAUGAUGAAAUCCCUCUACUACUAUUUGUUUUGAAUGUUCUUUCAAUUUUUUUAUGUUUCUUUAAAAUAAAUUUUGUAUGUUGCACUGGUUUCUGUUGCUUACUUUGCCAUGUCUAUAACUCGGAUAGUGCAUUUAACUAAAUGUACUCUACAUGUGGGUUUUGUUAUCAUCACCAAUCUAUAUUGUAUUCCAACAUAUUUAUUAUGGAUGUGGUUCUUUUUGUUGCCAUUUCGUAUCAUCAAUCAUCCAGGUUAUUGGUAUGUUGAAGGUAUCCUGUUCAAAUGGAUGUUGAGUAUGGUAGGAUCAUGGAGUUACAAAUCAGGGUUUCACCUUGUGGAAUUGGGAGAUGAUAUAUCUUCUUGUACAAAAGAUCGAUGCUUAUUUUUGGUAAAUCAUCAAUCAACUGCUGAUGUUCCUCUUUUAAUGUUAGCUUUUCAAGAGAAAAAUGGUGUUUUGGAAUCUAUUAUGUGGAUAAUGGAUAGAAUGUUUCGUUACACUAAUUUUGGAGCAGUUUCUGUUACGCAUGGAGAUUAUUUUAUUACUCAGGGUAAAGCAGCAAGAGAUUAUCAAAUGAAAAAACUAGAAAGGCAUCUUUUAAAUGCGUAUCUAGGUAGAAAUCGACGCUGGAUAAUUCUGUUUCCUGAAGGUGGAUUUUUAUCAAAAAGGAAGGAAACAAGUGUUAAGUAUGCUGAAAAAAAUAAUUUUCCAAUUUUGGAGCAUGUUACUCUUCCCAGAGUUGGAGCUUUAGAAGUUAUAUUAAACACUCUCCGUCCUGAUGGAAAAUUAAUCGAAGCGUUAGAUAAUGAUGUACCCUUGUUAAAAGGUACACAGGAAGAAUGUGAACCAUUGAAGUGGGUCAUAGAUUUAACGAUUGCCUAUCCAGAGUUGCAUAAUCCUUUAGAUUUGCUUGCAAUCUGUGCAUCAUCCCGUCCAUCAUGUUUAACAUACUUAUAUUAUCGUCGUUAUCCCGUCGCAGAUGUACCAUUGGACAGCACUGACUCUUUGAGAGACUGGGUCUAUGCCCGUUGGAGUGAAAAGGAAGAGCUCUUAAAAGAGUAUUAUAGUACCAAAAAGUUUCCACAUUUGCCCCAGAGCCAAAGAAAUGGGAAUAGUGAUAUUGUGCAAAAUCAACCCCACCAUGUGCGGAUGACAGUCACGCAGAUAAUAUCCAUUCACGUCUUUUUCAUCUCUUCUACCCUACUUCAUUGGUAUCUACUAUCAAAGAUGUGGAACUUUGCCUGGUAUUAAAGACAACUGAUUGCCUUAAAAACUUUGGAGCUUGCCUUUACCUUUUUUUAGAGGAUUGGUGGGCCUUCUCACUCAGAGAAUUAUUACUGCUACUUGUUUUUAUAUAUAUUUUAAUUUUUGAUUACAAUAAUUAGUUAUACUUAAAUGUUAUUAUAUGAAGUGCAUGAUUUUUUUACAUAUUAAUCGUGUUGUCUGUGUAGUGCUUUAAGAACACAUAAUGAAUGAUAUUUUUUUACAGUGAAAAAUAUAAAUUCUAACAUUCAAUUACCACACAUUCUGCUGUCUUAUUUGUUGUUUUUUUUCUCUCUCUGUAAACUAAAGCAUUUUGUAUCGGGAAAAGGGGAAAAAAAAGACAGAAUGAUGUCAAACAGUAUAAUGUCGUCAUUAUAUUUCAAGUGCUAUUUUCCAAACUAAUAUUUAUUACCAAGUUAAUAGCUUCUGAUUGUUAUGUUUGUACUUUUACCUGUGAUAAAGCUGCACAUAUAAAAUCUGUGAUAAAUGCAGUUACUUUUUGAUGCUUUAAUAAUGAUAAAUUCAGAGUUUUCUUUUUAGUUUAAUUUCAGUAGCAUUUCUGAAUUGCCUAAUGGUUUUUUUGAAGAAGCUUUACUCUGAAUAGCAUAAUUCGUAAUGCAAAUUAAGUACAUUAGAGAGGGGGAGUAAUAUUUUUUUUCGAGUGCCAUUUUGAAUAUAAAUUAGAUUACCCUGCUUUGAAAGUGCCAUUUUUAUUCCCAGUGAUUUUUUGUAAACUAGAAAUUUUCAUACUCGCUUACAUGGUAUGCUCUCUUCUUUCUCUUUUUACGAAUUAAAGUCUUCUCCACAAAAAAAUUUUCAAUUAUGUCUUAAUCUAUAUCGGCAUUUUCUUAUUUUUAAUGAUUUGAAAUUUUUUUUAUAAAAUUUCAACUUAAUUGUAUAUUUGUUUAUAUUGUGAGAAAGUUAAAAUAUAUAUAUUUAGAACAAAUUUCUGUUUUGGUUGUGCUUAUUUUAAUCAAACCAUAUUUGCUUAUCAUAAUAAAUUUUUAAUUCCUGAACUAUUACUAGUAUUGUUAUAACAUAUAAUUUUUUCCCCUUCAUUUGAAAUUUGGAGUACAAGUGCAAGUAAUGACAAAAUUUUUUAAUUCUUUUAUUUCUUGUUAUUGAGUAUUUAAUGAUACCAAUGUUCUACAUCAUUAGUAUUGUUAUGUUUUUUUUUUCUAUCAUUUCUUGAUAUGAUAUUUAAAUUGUAUUUUUUCUACAAAAAAUGUGCAAAGCUUCUUUAUAAGUUUAUAUAAACGAACUGGGUAUUUACUAACUUCUUAUUAUUUAAGUUUUUUAAAAUUUAGUUUCAUCUUAACUCUUAAUUGUACAGUGGUUUACACUUUGAUCAAGUUAUAGUUUACAUUUUUCAUCAAAUUAUUGAUUUGGUGUUAAAAGCUAUGUAUGCUUAUUAUUAGGAAUUUUUGGUUUUUAAACUUUGACAAAAUUAUUUGCGAUGACAAUUUUUUAAAAUUUACUUUCAACUUCAUGCGCAAAAACAAGUGUCUUUAUUUUGAUUUUUUUAAAUUUUUUUUUUUACAUUUUCUUAUUUUACAUGGCAAUUAGGUUAAUUUUAUUCUUGGUAAAACUUUAACCUACUUCCUUUAUUUUAUACUUGUUUUAUAUUAUUUCAGUAAAGACUUUUGAUUCAACAUAAUGAAAUAAAACGAAAUCAGACUCAAGUUUCUUCUACUUGUUCUACAGAAAAUAUAUUUACCUAAAGAUAAACACUGCUCUAUAAUCUUAUAGAUUACAUGAGAACAAUAUAUUUUUUCUUUUCCCUGUUUAUAUAUACAUGUAUAUUUUUUUUACUUUUUCAAAAUUUUUUGUGCACUAUAAAUAUACCUACUUUCUAUGCUCAGUUAUCGACAUAAUUUAUUAUUUUACUUUUAUGUUAACAUUUUAAAUUUACACAAUUAGUAUAGUUAUUGAUAUUAGAGAAUUUCUUAUUAAACACAUCAUUGAAGAUUGUUUUUUAAAUUUAUAAUAUUUCAGACCAAAGCUUAAUGUUUUAGAGAACAAAAAAUUUAGGUAUUUCAUCCUGUACCUAUGCGUUUGAAAAUAAAGUUGAGUAUUUUUAGUUGUCCUAUCAUUAGGUUGUGACUUAUCUUGUUUCAGAAAAUUAAGAACGACUGUCUUAAAGUGAUAAAAUAAAUUAAUAAUUUAAAUUGAAAAGAACUUAUAUAUAAUUUUUUAAAUUAAGAAAUAUUUGUAAAUAAUAUAAUUAUUAUUCUUUCUUUUUUUGGAAAAAAUAAGAGAGUUUUCGUUGCUUCAUUAAUCGAUUGAUAGUUCCUAAGAAUGAGUGAUCAUAUUUUAAAAGCUUGGGAACCACCGUUUUGAGAUGAUAAAAAGAUUUAAAUAAUAAUAAUUAAAAACCUACAGGUUUGUUAAAUUUAAAAUUUGUCUAAACAAUAUAAUUAAUUAUUUUUUAGUUACAUUUUUAGCCUUUGUGUCCAAAUUUCAUUGUUUUAUCUAGUAUUGAUAGUUCCUAGGCUCUGUUAAAAACCAAUGAUUUGAAAUUAGUUCAAUAAAAAUACAUUUGUUGUGUUCAGAAUAUUUCUAAAUGAUACACUUACUUGCCUUUUUCUGGAAAAAUUAGAGAGCCUUUGAAUCCAAAUUGCAUCGCUUUAUUAAACCAUAUAUAGAUCCCAAGAAAUAUAGAGUAAUAGAAUUCAAGAAGCUCAUAAGCAUAUUUCUUUAAUUAAUUUUUGUAUCAUUAUUUCCUUAAAACUGAUGUGUUUUUAAAUUUUUUCUGAAAGGGAAAGACUUUAAUGAUUUUAUUGAAGGAAAAAGAAAAAUCCCAAUCCCCCCCCCCAAAAAAAAAUGCUUUUUUAAAUCAAAAUAAUACAUUGCCAUUAGCAUUUUAUUUGCAUUCAGUAACAUUUGGAAGAACCAAAAUAAAUGAAAGUAACGUUACUCAAAAUGAAAUUUUCAUGCGAAUGAUUAUUGUAACAUUAACAAACAUUGUAUUUAAAUUGCUUAUUGCUAAUUUUAGGCCUUUAAUUCUUUUCUCCUUUUUUUGUUGUUUAUAUUGGUAGUGUAAUAAUUUUAUAUGAUGGUUGUACGAGGACUUAACUAGUUUGCCCAUACUUUAUAUGUGUUGCCCUAAAUUGAUCCUAGCCCGUAUGUACCCUAAGUUGGUCCUGACUGGAGUUUACCCGUAUGCCUUUGUUGUCAAAAUUUUAGUUAAAGUGUUAAAUUAAUGCAUAUUUUUGUUCACUUAAUUAACUUUUAAAGUUAUACUGUAUUUUUUUUCUGUACUUGUAUUUUUUUUAAUUAAUCAACUUGCUACUCAUGAAACUUAGUUUAAGUAUUAAAACUUUCACAACAAAUGAUGUUUCCUAUUUGUACUUAAAUACAAAUUAAGUAUAAAAUUGUUCAUAAAGGUAACGGUCAUACCUUUAGUUUUUUAUAUGCCAAUCUUCAGUCUGCAUGCAAAAUAAGGAGUUUUUCAAUUAAAUGUUUAAAUUAUUUAGUUUUCUGUUAUUUUAUGACUGCAAUAUAAUGAUUAGUCUUUGAUAUGUGCAGAUAUUUUUUCCAAAUAAAAACUCAUGUUGAGAAUUUAAAAUUCUGUUUCAUAGUGAGUCCUUGCAUGCUUUUACUUUUUAUUUUAGCAAAAAAAGUAUAACUCCUAAAAUUAAUUCACCAAAUUAUAGUGAAGAGUUUAUUUAAAAAUUAUAUAACAAAAAAGAAAUUGAUUUAAAAAAGUAUAAAACAUUUGUAUACCUUGUAAGAAAACUAAAAUUAUUCUUAAUAUCAUUAUGCAGUGUAAGUUUUCAUAUGAUUUUGUUUGUGUAAUAUUUAUCUUGUAAUCAUUAAAUAAUGUUCCUAUUUUGAUUUUUUUUAGAUUUUAAAUAUAUAAAUGAGCAAAAAGUUAGAUUCAUUUUCCAAUACCCUUCUAUAUUUUAAAAUUAAACAGCAUUGGUUCCUGCAUUGUUUAUUAAAGUAUUAAAUAAUUUGUGUUGUUAGUACCAUAAUUUUACAUCAUCUCUGUUUAUUUUAUACAUUUGCUCUUAUAUAAUAAUGUGUCCAAUUACUGCAUUAUGAUUUCAAUGUAGUUUUAAGCUUUAUUUUUCUUUUAGUUGAAAAUUUUAGUUUUUAUUAUUAUCAUUUAUCUGAGAUGUGCUAUUUAUUUUAUACUUUCUUUUUCAGUGCUUACCCUGAAAUCCAGAUAAUCCAAGCUCUGAUUCUAUUCCUCUUGCAAAUUUUAAUCAUUUAAGUGUUUAAUUUAAGAUAAAAAUAUCAUGCUGAUGUGAACCCAGCAAUUAAUAUAUCGUUCUUUGAUGUAACUUAAUCAAAACUCAACUUGCUUUAACUUAAAUUAGUAGAAAAAUAAGCUGGUGUCUGAAAUAAUACAUCAUUUUUAUAGUACAAUGAAAUAAAGUUUGGAAAUGGUCUGGGCUUCCAUUCAUACAACUCAGUAUUAAACUUAUUUUCCCUCCGAUUUUUUACCAUUUUUAAAUAUUUCUCUGGAAUGAGUAACUAAAAUAGAGAAUAAAAGUUGAAGUAAAUUUGUUUUACAAUUUUUUACUUUUUUCAUGAAAUAUAUAAAAAAGAUUUCUAGCUUUGCUAUUUGAAAAAUUGAGGUUUAAUGCUAUAAUUAAAAUAAAUGCACAUUUCAAAUAUUAUGCAGAAUUUGCAAAUUUUCUGAAAGAAAUCUGUAGUGGAUAAUGGUUUAUUUAAACUUGUAAUGGAUAAAGAAAUUAUAUGUAUAAAAGAUUUAAGGUUUUAUGUAAUUUUUCCAAUUUGUUGUUGCCAAACCAAACAAAAAAUAAUAAAAUUUAAAAAAAAAAAAUUUAUGAAUAGAGUUUUUGACAGUUUUCAUUUUCUAUAAAUGUGUCUUAAAAUCCUGUUUGAACUAGUUUUUCUAUAUUUUUAACUUAUAAAAUAUAAGUUAAUCUAAUGAGAAGUGCAGUAGUAGUAUUAAUCAGAAAGGGAAAAUACAAUUUUAAUUUUAUAAAUGUUUUUAAAUGUUCUUUUUUUUAAAAAAAAUAAAUAAUAAUGAUGCCCGUAAACUAAAUUUAUUUAUGUUAUUUUAAUGUUAUUUUGUUUAACAAUUAUGAAAUAGUCUGUUAUUCUAUUAUGUAUAUUUUUUACUUGUUGAAUCUAGAUUUGUAGUCAUUGUUGCUAUAUGAGGUUUCAAUUUUUUAUAGCAUAUUUAGCUUGGAUCAUCUGGAUUUUAUUGUAGUUUUAUAGUAAUUUUUUUUUUUAAAAAUUUUCUGUGUUUUAUUCCAUUCCAAAUAGAAUAUUCAAAACUUUAAAAAGAAAGAAGACAAGAAUUUUGUCUUUCUCAAUAUUUUUGCUACUUGGUUUGGCUGUUAUAUGUGAUGUAUAAUGUAACUUACUUGUCAUCAUAACGCUGCUUAAAACAAAGAAACUGCAUUUUUUUAAAAAAAAAUUUCAAAUUUUUUUUUUAAACUUGUGAUACUUUUAUUAAUUUGAAAGAAUCUCUUGAUACUUAUAUGAUUUAACUGAAAGUAAUUAUAUAAUCAUGUAUCAAUUUUUUUUUUCAUGACAAAUAAAUUUUAAAAAGUAUUAAUAAGUUAUAAAUAGCAAUGAAAUUUUAUUUUUAAAAUAUGCAAGUACAUAUAUUUAUAUGCAAAUUCAGCUUAUAUAUGAAAAUGUUCCGCAUGAUUCUGCAUCAAUAUUAGGAGGUUGAAUUAGUUUUAUCUGAAUUGGAUCGGAGAAAGUUUGUUAAACUGUUUAGCAAAGUUUUAUAAGAAAACUAAAAAAAAAAAGUUUAUUUAUAUUUAAUCAUUUAAAUAAAAAGUUUAAAAAAUGAUAUUAAUGAUUAAAUAAAAAAAAAUAUUGAUUUCUAAGAGAUUUGUUAUAAUUUAUGUUAUUAGGUAUAAACAGGUUUUUUAUUCAAAACUGAUUCAACUUCUUAAGAAGUUUUGGAAUUUUUUUUAAUGUGUAUUGGCACAGAUGUUCCCUCAUUUGUGGUAUCUCUACAGCAAAAAAUGCUUGUAUUAUGUACUAUUAACUUACAUAAUAUAUUCAUAAUCAUUAGAUAUAAAUACUUGUAAAAUAGAAUACUUAAUUAGCCUCUGAAAAUUGAAUUUAGGUAUGUAGUUAUAGUACCAUAGAUUGAGCUUACAUAUCAAAAGAAUAUAUAAGAUUUUUUUACCAGAGGGUUAAGUUCAUUUACCUGGUUUAAAAAAAGCAUCAUUUUUAAAAGUAUGUUCUUAUUAGUUCUGUUAUUGCAGCAGUAGUCUAAUUCAUUUGUAAGUUUUGUUCGAAUGUUUCGUUUGAUGUUAUAGUAUAUUUUAUGCUGUUAAGUGUAGAGCUUUCUUCUUACUAAUGCAUUUGAUUUGAUUUAAUAUGCAUGACGUUUUUUAAUAAAAGAAAUAACAUUUGACUAAUGUUAAAA
Messenger RNA from Parasteatoda tepidariorum (common house spider), 7809 nucleotides. RefSeq names its product acyl-CoA:lysophosphatidylglycerol acyltransferase 1. The record is from RefSeq and is a predicted model, not a curated record. Gene Ontology annotation, biological process: phosphatidylinositol acyl-chain remodeling. Lineage: Eukaryota; Metazoa; Arthropoda; Arachnida; Araneae; Theridiidae. Gene Ontology annotation, cellular component: endomembrane system; endoplasmic reticulum. Gene Ontology annotation, molecular function: acyltransferase activity.